Frieseomelitta varia is the source of this 1684-nucleotide messenger RNA. RefSeq names its product cleavage stimulation factor subunit 1 (gene CstF50). The transcript is spliced from 4 exons. Gene Ontology annotation, biological process: mRNA 3'-end processing. The record is from RefSeq and is a predicted model, not a curated record. Gene Ontology annotation, cellular component: mRNA cleavage stimulating factor complex. Lineage: Eukaryota; Metazoa; Arthropoda; Insecta; Hymenoptera; Apidae. Bases 70 to 1380 code for a protein of 436 amino acids. Gene Ontology annotation, molecular function: RNA binding; protein binding.
GCGAUUUAGUGCAUUGUACUGGAAAGAAGUAACACUUUGUUUUAACACGAAAUACGAGAUUUCUAUACCAUGAAGGAACCAGAAGUAGACCCCAAAAAUAUUAUAAAAAGCAGGGAGCUUCUUUACAGGCUUAUGAUCAGCCAAUUGUUCUACGAUGGACACCAGACGUUGGCUGUACAGCUGUCAAAUGUAAUUCAAGCAGAGCCACCAUGCCCUCCGUCCGACCGUUUGCUUCAUUUAAUGUUAAUCGGACUGGCACACGAACCAGACCGUUCUAAAAAGGAUACUAGUAAUUUAUCCUCUUUCACGUCGACCUUUGAUAACACUUUGGGACCUGGCUUGGACUUAGAAUUUGAGACUGAGGCUCAAACUCAAGCACCAGAACCAGCGCAGUAUGAGACUGCCUAUGUGACUUCGCAUAAAGGAAAUUGCAGAGCUGGGGCAUUCUCUGCAGAUGGUCAAUUGAUUGCCACUGGAUCUGUUGAUGCGUCGAUUAAAAUCUUAGACGUAGACAGAAUGCUAGCCAAAUCUGCGCCAGAUGAAAUGGCACCUGGUGAUCAAACAGGUGGUCAUCCAGUUAUAAGAACAUUGUACGAUCACUUGGAGGAAGUGACGUGCCUGGAGUUUCAUCCAAGAGAACCUAUCCUUGUAUCCGGAAGCAGAGACUUUUCUAUUAAGCUGUUUGAUUUCAGUAAGGCCAGCGUUAAAAAGGCAUUCAGAACUAUUACGGAUGCAGAUCAAAUACGAUGUUUAUCUUUCCAUCCAACUGGUGACUUUUUGGUUGUUGGAACCAAUCAUCCGGUAGUUAGACUAUAUGACGUAAAUACGGCGCAGUGUUUUGUCUGUAGCAUACCAAGUCAUCAACACACAGCUGGAAUAACUAGUAUUAAAUAUUCUCCCGAUGCGAAGACUUACGCAUCAGCUGGUAAAGAUGGAAGUAUCAAAUUGUGGGAUGGUGUGUCAAAUCGAUGCAUAAAUACUUUUGUAAAAGCACACGAUGGUUAUGAAGUAUGUUCAGUGACUUUCACAAGAAAUGGAAAGUAUUUACUAUCAUCGGGGAAAGACUCUUUGAUUAAAUUAUGGGAACUGUCUACUAGCAGAUGUUUAAUAGCGUACACAGGUGCUGGAACUACAGGCAAACAAGAACAUAAAGCUCAAGCUAUUUUUAAUCAUACCGAGGAUUAUGUAAUGUUUCCCGACGAGGCAACAACAUCAUUGUGCGCAUGGAAUUCUCGAAACGCAUCUAGGAAACAAUUACUAUCACUAGGACACAAUGGUCCAGUGAGAUUGAUCGUUCACUCUCCAACCGCUCCAGCAUUCUUAACGUGCAGUGACGAUUUCAGAGCAAGAUUUUGGUUCAGAAGAAUGCCGACUCAUUAGAUCGGCAUUUAUACAAAAACGAAUGCCCGUUGUGAACUGUCUUGAACUUAAAUUUGGUAAUAUAACUUUAGACGUGAUUGUCACGGUAGCAGUCGUUUGGAACAUUGAAAGAAAAGUAUCGGAUAAUGAUAAUGAUGGAAAAAACUGUACAAAAAAAAUCUUCAACGAUCAGAUGUUUAAUUGCCAUGCCCUGAAACGAUGUUAAACAACGAUACGCCCUAAUUUUAUAUCAUUGUACAUAUUCAUUCCGCUCUGCUUGUUUUUGAAGUAAAAAGACAACAAUGUCGGUUUGUUUUGAUAUCUA